AUCAGUUGGAGAAGUCUCAGCAAAAGAAAUCUUAAAGGAAGACAAAAGUGAUGCAAUGAAGUUAAAAGAAGAGGUCAAAGGCACAAACUUGGAGUUCAUAGAACAAAUUGAGGCAACAGAUUUGACAGAGGAAACAAAAUCAAGGACCUUACAAGAUCAUGCAGAGCCAAAUAAGGACUUCAGUGCUUUGACCAUAACAAAUGUGUCUGAGGAAGAGAUUAAAGAAGAAACUUUGAGUCCAAAAGAAAACAUUAUUAAUGACUCUUACUCUGCAUCUACAACGGUUGUGAGUGAAGAAGCAAGCUUGAAAGAAGCUGAACCAGUAAACAACGAGCAAGUCCAAAGCUCUGAUAACAAAGAAACCUCCAAAGAAGAUCAGGAAUUUAGGGGAUCACAGACAAUAGUUUCAAAUAAGUCAAACACAGAGAAACCAUCUAAUGAAGACCUCUCUUCAUCAAUUGGAGAAGUAUCGGCAAAAGAGAGCUUAAAGGAAGACAAAAGUGAGGAUACGACGUUAAAAGAAGAGGUCAUCUUUGUAUACAAAAUCUGAAUGGUUCCCAAAAUAUUUUAUUUUGUGUCCAUUUUCAGUUGUUGACUUAGUGCUUUAUUUGUUUAAUAGGUCAAAGGCACAAAUUUGGAGUUCAU
Corylus avellana is the source of this 645-nucleotide messenger RNA. The record is from RefSeq and is a predicted model, not a curated record. Lineage: Eukaryota; Viridiplantae; Streptophyta; Magnoliopsida; Fagales; Betulaceae.